Hyaloscypha bicolor E is the source of this 2860-nucleotide messenger RNA. RefSeq lists its product as uncharacterized. The record is from RefSeq and is a predicted model, not a curated record. Lineage: Eukaryota; Fungi; Ascomycota; Leotiomycetes; Helotiales; Hyaloscyphaceae. Bases 121 to 2661 code for a protein of 846 amino acids. The transcript is spliced from 2 exons.
GCCAGGCUGGUUUUGGGGGGACCCACUAUUACAUUUAUUUAGGGGGGGGAGUACUACAACCUCUAUUGAUCUUCCUGCAUCCUCUCUCUCCUUGACUUCAAUGUUCUGAUUCUGGCAAUCAUGUUCCAUUCUUCAACUCAAAGGAAGCCUCGCCCGAUGAGUUUCAUUCCUGACGAUGGCACGGCGUGGCAGAGAACAAUCGACAGCCGUAUCGUGCAGCCUUCACCAAGCCCAAGAGGCGCUCCCACGGCCGGUGAAACCGAGCUGUCCUCGAUUCCUUUCGCACCCAACCGCUGGCCGAGAGGGGUGCAUGGCAAUGACUACACUUCACUGAAACAUUCCACAGAUAUCUCGCCACCGGAUAGUAAAGACACCAAAGAUGCUCCCUUGGUCUCAGUCGAAUUCAGGGGGUUCCGUUCUUGCUCAGACAUCUUUCCACCCGACAAUGUCGUGAUACCCUAUGGCGAGGCGCCAAAAGUGGCAAUCAAACGAGGACUGCGAGGAAACUGGAAGAAACUGGUACCGCACAUAAUUGCAGUAUUCGUCACUCUGGCAGUGUGCCAGCUCAGCUUCAGAAAUGUGUACUGGAUGGAUCUUCGACCGCCAGACGAGCCGGUUGCAUUUGGCCUCACACAAGGCGGAGCACUGAACUUCCUCCAACUGGCUGCGAAACUCCAUGAACUGCUGAUACUGGCGUCAGUAUCAGCACUUGUACUUCACGCGAUCCAAGCGCAACUAACUGGACGAUCAGGCCUACCUCUUGGAAUGAUAGCCAAUGCUUUCGAACUUAGCUCUGCUCAGUUCCUGCGUCGGAAAUCAUUUUGGUCAUUCUUGUGGUCAGUGGGCCCUUCUACUGGCAAGGGACUCCCUUAUAUGCAUUUCUGGCUGCUUUCACUGUUCUCAACAAUACUUGUUACACUUGCGGGUCCGUCUUCAGCGAUUGCCGUCAUACCGACUCUAAACUACUUCGACCUUCCUCGUCCAUUCGUCACCCCAUUAGUGCCAUACUACGUCUGGAACGUCAGCACUGAGCUCUGGCCAAAAACACUCAGUGCUGCCAGUCUCAAUGCCCCGAACAGUGGAAUACCUUGCAAUGACCCGAAUUCGGAUCCAGAGCAAGAAAUUUGCCCGGUUGGAGGCUUCAGAGAUACGUACGGCUGGGCUGGUGGGUUGUUAUUUACAGAUACUGACACGGGUGCGAAUAUCACUUUUCCUGAUGCGACGGGGGCCACGAGGAGAGUUCUAUCUGCUCAGAGCUGCAAUAGCACUUUCGAUGGACGAGCAUCUGCGGUGUCUCUCAAUUCGUUCAUAAGUGGUGCCUUGACGUCUUAUUGGAUAUUCGCUCAGCAAAACUUCCACGGCAUUGCCUUGGAAGCUGCUCAACCGCAUAUCAACAUCGACUCCGAAACGCCGAUCUUUGCACCCCGAGUUGAAUCAAUGUGCAAUUCAUACUCGAAUUAUAACUUCGACCCCGAGAAUCCAGAAAAUCAAACUAACAUGGUGUUCCCAUCAUUUGGGGGAGCAAGUCCCAUCCAGGUCCCAGACUGGGCAUACAAAUACAGCCGUCCACAAAACGCAUCAAAUUUCACCUUUGUUGAGAUACCCGGCACUGGCCCGGAAUCGCCGUCUCUUGGUGCCGUUCUGGCACUUCCUCUGAUCGAAAACAUCAACGGUGCUUGGGUCCAAACCACCGAGAAUCUUGCAUGCAGCAUAUAUUCAUCAUGGAUCCCAGUCGAUGCUUUUUACGAACCAACCGUCAAUGACCAGGUCUCUUAUGGUAUCCGCGGCAGUAUGUCUGACACAUGCCUUGACACUCCUGUCGAUGCGUCCUCUGGAAGGCAAUCGAUCAACACCACAAUUGACAUCGAGUACGCGAAUGCAAUCAACCAACCAAUUGCCUUUAUUACGGGGAACCUCCCAGCCCUCCUAGGGAUUUACCAACGCUUCAUUUACAACGACAGCAACUACAUCCCAAACGGCGUGAUCUUCAAAGCGCCAAUACCAGGUGUGGCCGGAGUGGUCGUAACAGAUGACGUUGCUCGAAGACAACGAGCAAAACUCGUCAGUACCGUCCUCGCCGGAGUCGUGACGGACGGAUUGGCUCGCAAUGUAGGAGAUGGCUCCUAUCCAUUCAGCGCGCCUUUCUUCCUGCUCCCAAAUAAAACAGCAGACGGAACCCUUCAAGGCCGGUUUGUGUUCACAAGUGCAACUGGUGGUGAAGAUGAGCCACUUAACACGACAAACAUCGCAGAUACAGAGAAGUGGCUACGACUGAACCCCACGUUUCAGCGAUAUGGGUACGGCUACCACUGGGGGGGAAGCCGAACUACACAAUUCGGGAUCUCUGUACUCCUCGUGCAUCUGGUUGUGGCUAUUGCCCACAUGGCGUACGUUUUGAGGGAAAUCAUGUGGAAGGAUCGAGGACUUCCUGGAGCGUGGGAAACGAUUCCGGAGUUCUUUGCGCUGGCGGUGAACUCGGGUCCAAGUGAGAAGUUGCACAAUACUUGCGCGGGUAUCAGUGAGAGCAGGACGUGGAAUGAACCAGUUGCGGUGAGGGAAGCAAGUGAAGGGCAUUUGGAGAUGGUGUUGGGGAGGAAUCAGAUGCUGCAGAUGCCGAUGGCGAGAGCUGGGAUGAUAUACGGCGCCUUGCCAGAGACCUGAUCUCAAUAAAAGAAGAGACAGAACUUCAAGAAACGUUCCAAGCACAGAAAGAACAACUGGAUCGUCGACCAACUUGUUCAAGGUCGGCGGAUAGCUGUCUCCCGUUCCCCAAAACAGUGAAAGUCUAGAAAGACCGCCAGACCAGCCCUGAUGUGAAACAAGAACUGUGGACUCUUGUUCAUAGACAGUUCGUUUCGCC